CGUCCUUUCAGUCCCAAGCGCCAGUUCGGGCAGAGCCUUUGCAGAGGGAGGAGCACUGCUUGAGAGCUCCCCUCUCCCUCCUCAAUUUUGGACUUUCUUUGCUCAACUGUAAUGGGACAGGCACUCAGGAGCAGGAAGACGAACUUUGGAUUAGGCCCUCUUCCUCGAACACAGGACAGGGUAGCAGAUGGAUGUUCUGUCACCAUUGGGUCAGACUGGAAACGCAGAUAGGGACUCCCCUCGGGUAGCUGCUGCUGCUGCUGGUUAAAUCUCCUGGGUCAGGGUUGAUGUCCUCUGGAGACUCCCUUGGGAUCACGUUCUGGCGAUUGGAUGCAUGGAUCCAGAAGAAGAAGAAACAGCAGCUAGUCUUCUUUUCCCAUCUCGAUUUCAGUGUUAAACAGACAGCGAACCACGAGGACAAAUGGCUGGAGUACUUUCAGCAGUGACAGCUCUUCUGGUGAUGUCCAUGACUUCAAAAGCAUUUGAAAUGGAGCUUGUGCCAUCUGGCAAGGUGGCUGCACAAAUCGGCAAGGAGCUGGUGCUAAAGUGCCACACAACAGGCUGUGCGGAGACCCCACAAUUCUCUUGGAGAGCCCAGAUGGACUUCCCUUUAGGAGGAGCCACACACACUGAAGGGAGCAGCUCAUAUUUAACCAUGAAGAAUGUUGGCUUUGAGAAUGAGCAUGACUAUCUUUGCAAUGCUUUUUGUGGAAUGCAAAAAAAGGAAAAGAGGGUCAAGAUUGACAUUUACUCAUUCCCCAGCAAUCCUGUUAUUGAGUUCAGCGACCCACUCAUCCUUGGGAAAGAAGUGACUGUUUCCUGUAGUGUUCCCUCUGUGUAUCCUUCUGAAUACCUGGAGAUAACUCUGAAGAAAGGAGAGGAAACCAUUGUUCACAAAGAAUUUUAUGAUGACGACUUCUCCAGAUCUCUACAGACAAAAACAGUGACAAAAAGCUUUACUCCCACUGAGGAGGAUACUGGGGAAAAAAUCACAUGCAUAGCUGAGUUGCCAAUAGAGGAAAUGGAAUUUGAACCCAAGUUCAGGCAACAAACACAUGUACUUGAUGUCGCCUUUGGCCCACGGAAUACUCGCAUUACUGCACCUGCAGGCACAACCCUACUGGAGAAGGAGGCCUUGACACUCAGCUGCACAACUGACAGUAAUCCACCAGCAAGGGUUGUCUGGAAGAAGCAGCUGGCCGAUAACACUGUCCAGCUCAUUGCAGAGGGUGGCACUCUUUCUAUUCCAAGUACUCAGUUCCACGACUCUGGAACCUACAUCUGUGAAGUCAAAAAUGCAGUAACCAAUGAGAUCAAGGAAGAGUCCAUCUCUAUACAAGUUUUUUCAUCAACUACACCAGCACUGACUAUGACUAGUCAACCAGAGCACCAUAGUACUCCACAUCCAGAAACUGGUAUCAAAAAUGGUCAGCUGAAAGAUGGAACUUCGCCAGCACCAACAGUCACAAUCUUAACUGUUCAACCAGAUGAAGUAACUGAGAUGGAAGAUUUCACUUUUAAGAGUACAGCAUAUAGUACUCCAUAUCAAGUGACUGAUAAAAAUGACCAACUGGAAGACGAAACUUGGGCAGCACCAACAGUCACAAUCUUAACUGUUCAACCAGAACAUGUUACACAGCAAGAGCUGGAAGAUAAAACUUCCUUGGCACCAAAGGACACAGUUGUCACAUUGUCCAGAACAUUAACACAUACUACAAACUCAUAUGCCGUGGAUGAGUCUGAGAACAGUGGAAAUGCUACAGAGGAGUUCAUUCUCACAACAAAAGUUGAAGAACCAGAUCGCAUGACUUCAGUGAUCAUCGUGGUUUCAUCUUUAGCAACAGUGACAGGAUCCAUGGUAGCAAUAUUGGUUUACCUGUCAAGGAAGGGAAAGCUCAAUGGAAAAUACAGUCUUGUAGGCUCAUCGAAAGAACAAGUGUGAAGAAACAGCAACUAUGCAUUUUCUAUGUUGUUUUCAGGUGGACAAUUUUGUGUAUUGUUCUGAAUAUUUGGAUCACUUUUCUCACUGUACUUCCAUUAAGGUGCAUUGAUUCUCCCUGCUUUGAAAAGGACAUACAGUGGGUCAAAGUUAUGCACUUUAACAUAUUGGAGUAGGGGGAUACUGCCCAUAGAUGAAUAAUGUGUUUGUGGCACCGUAUUCAUUCAGGUAUCCCAUUCUCCUCUAUUUGUGCAAAUCACAACUCUAGCAGUUUCAUUAAGCUACUGAAUAUGUGAAGUGUAAUUCUGUGAAUUAUCAGCAACAUCACCAGACCCCAAGAGUCAAACUGGUAUAAAGCUGACAUAUGUUUGUGAUGCAGAUAUGCCCUGUGAGUUUUAUUCUAGAUAAAUAAAACUCCGACCUGCUUCUAAAAGAGCUUCAUGGUAUAUGGAAGAACUAUGGGAGCUGAAGCGACUAGGCAAAUGACUAGUGCACAAGUGGAGAAGGAGUCUGCUCAAAUCUUACCAGGGUGUAAGUCUCACUUCACUCUGUGGGACUUGCAUCUGAAUAAAUAUGCUUCUCAUCAUACUACACAGUAUUCUCCCCAUACUAAGUUAAACUAAUAAGUUGGAGUUAUAACAUAUUAUUGUUGCUGUUGUUAUUAUUAUUACUAUUAAUAUUAAUAUUAUUACAAAUAUUUAUAUACCGCUUUUCAUCAAAAAAAGAAGAGUUCUUGAAGCGGUUUACACAGUAAAAGGUAUGAUGAAAUAUUCCCUGUCCCAAGGGCUCACAUUCAAAACAACAAACUGCUCCCCACCCUACCCACACACACACACCCCACACACAACACCAGCAACCGCUCCUGGAGAGAUGUUUUGCUGGGCUGAUUAGGAACAAUUACUCUCCCCACUGAUAAAUAAAAGAGAACAACCACUUAAAAGGUGCCUCUUUGUCCAGUUAGCAGAGGUAAUUUCGGGAAAGCAGAUCCCUUUAGAAUACAAAACAACUAAAAGGACACUGAAGUCUGUCAAAAGUAAUUAGCUGCACACAGGGGCAAGUGGUGCUUCCUUUCCACAUAAGGCACUAUGUCCUUGCUUUUAAAAGUAUUUUGAUACCCCCACCCCCAAGCUCAUGUUUUUGGUACUUCUGUUGUUUUGUAUAUUAAUAUUUAAAUCUGUUUAAAUUACAGAGUUUUCUACUGUGAAAUAGAAUAUUGAUGUUUACGUUUCCUUGUUCUCAUCUGUUAAUCCUUGUUUCCCUAAACUGCAAGGUAACUAGAAUGCUGUAAAUUAUGUAUGUUUGAUUUUGUAAAUAAUAAUAAAAAUCACAUCCUUGGCUUUAA
Hemicordylus capensis (graceful crag lizard) is the source of this 3281-nucleotide messenger RNA. RefSeq names its product vascular cell adhesion molecule 1 (gene VCAM1). The transcript is spliced from 8 exons. Gene Ontology annotation, biological process: cell-cell adhesion. The record is from RefSeq and is a predicted model, not a curated record. The coding region runs from base 422 to 1942 and encodes 506 amino acids. Gene Ontology annotation, cellular component: membrane. Gene Ontology annotation, molecular function: integrin binding. NCBI's taxonomy places the organism in Eukaryota, Metazoa, Chordata, Lepidosauria, Squamata, Cordylidae.